Messenger RNA from Symbiodinium necroappetens, 1218 nucleotides. NCBI's taxonomy places the organism in Eukaryota, Dinophyceae, Suessiales, Symbiodiniaceae. The record is from the annotation of a GenBank genome assembly.
GUGUUUCACCGACUUCGAGACCUUGCCAACCAGCAAGGCAUAGUGCCAUCCGCCGAUGGUGCUACAAACUCAAAGCAGUUUUUGAAGUACUACGUGCUGGGCAAUCAUGUUUGCAGAGAUGCGUUUGCGUCCCUACAUCUCAUGGGGGUCUGUCCACGUCUGGUGAAUUUAGUCAAGGCUGUGAUGGAGGCCAAGGAAGCCGCACCUACGGACUCUAGAUAUCUGAAGCGCAAGGAGGGCACGGCGGUGUCGCACAAACAGGGCGAGGUCUACUCUUACCUGGAGGGGCUGUACCAUGAAGUCGUUGAAGAGUUGCCGGAGAACGAUCAAGCCGAAGACUCGGACGUUGAAGGAGACCGAAAUGAAGACGAUGAUGAAGAUCAGAUGGUUUUUAUUAGAUCGGAUUCUGGAAAAUCUGAAGCAUGUAUGACUGCCGGUCACAGUGGUUCGAGAAAGCGGUAUCUGCCGCCCGGAAGCAUGCACGACCAGUUUCAGCAGUUUUUGGCAACUGGACACGGCACCUGCUCCUGGUAUGUUUUCUGGUCUACCUGGAAAAAGAAUUUUCCGAAUCUCGUCUUCAGGGGCAAGCGGCAGCACGCAAUUUGCUCCACCUGCACUAGACACCGACUGUUGAUCUCCUGUCUAGAUAGUGAAGCCGCGAAAGCACGCCAAAGGCUACUCUACGAGCGGCACUUAUUGGACCAGUAUAAAGACAGAGAAAUCUAUUGGCAAGCACGCUCGCAGUCCCGACGGCGGGAGGCAACAGACCUCAUUUCUGUCAUCUGCGACUCCAUAGAUCAGGCCAAGUUUAUGUGGCCCAGGGCCAAAUUUCUGCUGUCCAAACAAUUCGACAGCUUCCACCGACCGAGGCUUCAUGUAACAGCAUGUCUGGCCCACGGCUACCUGGCAAACCUGUUCAUCAGCCACAGCGAUGUGCGGCAGUGCGGCUCUACUACUGUCGAGAUACUGGCCCACACACUAUCACAAAUCAAGGAGCUGGGUGUCGACAUCGCGAAGAAGAACAUUCAUGUGCAACUAGACAACGCUUCUUCAACCAACAAGAACGGCACAGUGUUUGCUUUCAUGGGAGCUUGCACACAGCUUGGAAUAGUGAAAUCGUUCACGGCUUCGUUUCUUCGCGUGGGACAUACCCAUGAAGAUACCCUGCAACUUUUUGGCCUGACUGUUUCAGAAACUAACAGUACACAUAAAGCUUAA